AUGAAAUCUCGUUUAAUCAAAGCUACGCCUUCAUCAAUUGAUCACCAUUCAUCAAUAGAUAAAACCAUUAAUUUAAAAAUUCGUGCAACUUUAAAUAAUGCUCAAUCGGAAUCAGGAGAAAAAUAUUUUAAUUGGGUUCGAAAAACACAACGUCCUAUGGAAUUUUUGCGAGGCAAACGUCAUUGGUUUUUUGCAAAGGAGGCUAAAAAUGAUAAGAAUGCUGAUUUAAUGCCUAAUAUGAAGGCAAGAAAAAGUUUAUUAAUACAAAGACUAUGGGGACCGGCUCCAGCUAGACAACGUCUGUCGUUAGUAAAGAAUUAA
Messenger RNA from Rotaria sp. Silwood1, 321 nucleotides. NCBI's taxonomy places the organism in Eukaryota, Metazoa, Rotifera, Eurotatoria, Philodinida, Philodinidae. The record is from the annotation of a GenBank genome assembly.